This is a messenger RNA of Adineta ricciae, 2439 nucleotides long. Lineage: Eukaryota; Metazoa; Rotifera; Eurotatoria; Adinetida; Adinetidae. The record is from the annotation of a GenBank genome assembly.
AUGGCAAACAUUUCUACUGAUAUCAAGAUUGGCGUUGAUUAUAUUAGUGCCGCUUGUAAUUGCUGUCCACAUUCUCUCGAUUGGCAAAAUGGUCCACGAUUAAUCUAUGGUGUGACGAACAGCGUAGCUCUUUGUUCUGAUACUGCACCUUUCUCUGUGCAAAAGACUUUUUCUGAUCAUCAAGGACGAUUGAAUUGUGUGAAAUGGGUUCGACAAGAACUACAUUAUGUAGAUUCAAACAAUGAUCAUUAUUUUCUCAGCGCAUCUGUCGAUAAAACAAUUGGCCUUUGGAAGGGGAAAGAUGACGAUUACGUUAAACAUGUUGCACUUACUGGACAUCAAAAUAGUGUGACAACUGUUGACGGGUAUCGACAGUCUUCUACCGGUGAUAUUUAUGUUGCAAGUGGUUCAGCAGAUUCAACAGUGAAAUUUUGGCAUAUCGCUGAUACGACAGCUAAAUGUCUGCAUACACUUGACUUUAAGAAUGGAUUUGCAAUUACCUUAGAAUUAGUGCCGUUAGAUCAACAUAAGGAUGUAUUCUUAUUAUUCGUUGCCACGGAUAAAAAUAACGUACACAUUUAUCACGUUUCAAAAGACGCGAUCGAACAAGUAUUCGUUUUAACUGGACACGAAGAUUGGAUACGUUCAAUAACUGUGCAAAAGACAACACCAUCUCAAUGGUUUGUUGCUACAUGUUCUCAAGAUAAUUAUAUUCGAAUAUGGCAAUUAUCAUUCGAUGAAAACAAUAAUCAAGUAAAUCAUGAUCCGUCAGCGUUAAAAUUAAAACGAAGUUCAUUCUCUCUGAAAAAUUCCGAUCAAUCUCAAACUAAUAUCGAUGUCGAACUCUAUUCGAUUCUAUUAGGACAUGAAGAAGCAAUAUACGGUCUUUGCUGGUAUCCGAAUACAGAUCGAAAAAAACCAGCAACAACACUUCUCUCUGCGUCAAUGGAUAAAUCAAUGGUUUUAUGGACAUUUGAUAACAAUCAAAAGAUGUAUAUCGAUAAAGCUCGUGUGGGUGAGAUCGGUGGUAACACACUCGGCUUUUAUGGAUGUACAUUCAGUCCAUGUGGAUCAUAUAUGCUCGGGCAUGGCUAUGAGGGUGCUUUACAUUUAUGGAAGAUAGAAGAAGUUGAUGAUCGUAUUAAUUUAAUUCCACAAGUGAUUAAUAGUGGCCAUUUUAGUACAGUUGAAGACUGUUGUUGGGACAAGCAUAGUGGCCGAUAUCUACUGAGUGUAUCGACGGAUAAAACAACUCGUUUACAUGCCGAAUGGAAACGAAAUGAAAUGAUUUCGUGGCACGAAAUUGGUCGACCACAGAUUCAUGGCUAUGAAAUGAAAUGCUUGACAUUCAUUGGUUCUGAUCAACAACGUAUCGUUUCUGGAGCUGACGAAAAGAUCUUACGCAUAUUCGACGCUCCGAAAAACUUUCUUGAGAAUUUUGCACGAAUCACCAAAAUCAAUGUCGAUGAAGAUAUUCAACGAGCUCAAUCGUUGCCUGAAGGCGCAAAUGUCCCUGCAUUAGGUCUAUCGAAUAAAGCGAUCUUCGAUAGUGAAGAAAAUCAAACAGCAGCAGCGACUACAGCCGCCAUCGAUGAUAAUCCUAUGACUGUGGAUGGGUUAUACAAAGAAGGAUUUUUCAAAGCAAUGGUUCUAAAUGAACCACCAUUUGAAGAACAUCUCUUACAGAACACACUUUGGCCUGAAAUACAGAAACUCUAUGGACAUGGUUAUGAAAUCAUUGCCGUUGCAUCGAAUCCUUCUGGUUCGAUUAUUGCUUCGUCUUGCAAAGCCAGUCAUCAAAACGAUGCAGCAAUUAUCUUAUGGAAUACAACAACUUGGAAACCCAUUGUUCGUUUAGCUAUUCAUCAAUUAACAGUUGUACGAAUGGCUUUCUCUAACGAUGGUCGAUAUUUACUAUCUGUUUCACGUGAUCGAUCAUGGUCUUUGGUCGAAGUUGAUGAAAAAAAUUUACAAGCUCAGCUCCUUAAACGAAUAUCAACGAAUAAUCCAUACCAUAAGCGUAUAAUUUGGACAUGUAGCUUUUCUCAUGACGACAAGUAUUUCGUUACCGGUGCACGUGAUCAAAUGAUACACGUUUGGCGUGUUCAAGACGAAAGUAAUGAUGAUAAUGAGCAACCCUGUGAAAAAAAUCCCUUGAAAUUAAUCGAUUCUGUCACGGCGGUUACCUUUGCUCCUCGACUAAUCAACACCGACAAAUAUUUUGUGGUUGCGGGUCUUGAUAAUGGUGCUAUGUUUCUCUACUCGUGGAACGAGCAAACAUCCUGGCAACAUUUGUCAUCAAUUAAUCCUCCAAUCGGCUUUCAUUUAACAGUGAAUCAUCUAUGUUUUCGUCCGUCGUUAUCCUCUCCAUCGGCAUAUCAAUUAGCCGGUUGUUCCAAUGAUGGAACUGUUCGAAUCUUUACUAUCUUGUUAUCUUGA